This is a messenger RNA of Spinacia oleracea (spinach), 1388 nucleotides long. RefSeq lists its product as uncharacterized. The transcript has 10 exons. Bases 127 to 1323 code for a protein of 398 amino acids. The record is from RefSeq and is a predicted model, not a curated record. NCBI's taxonomy places the organism in Eukaryota, Viridiplantae, Streptophyta, Magnoliopsida, Caryophyllales, Amaranthaceae.
CGAACGCGAGCCCGAACCCCGAACCCUGAACUCCCAAUUUGACCAUUCGUGCAAGUCCGAAACUUUGCCCCCAAUUGCUGUGUUUCUCCCUCCCUCUCAGCCUCAGUCUCUCCAGUAGAAUUAAACAUGUCAAACCACCACCAGAGUCUCGACAUGGCGAACCUGGACCUUUACAAGCAGUAUUUGGUCUCAGCUUUUCUCGCGAUGGAACCAUCUGAUUCCUUAAUUUCCUUAGCAAGGAAAUGUGGGGGUGGCUUUAUUUCGGAGGAUGUGCAGCAGUUCAUUUGGGCUUACUGUAUUAACAAUAGUGAAGAGAACUGUUAUGUACCUUACUUGAAAAUAUUUCUGAAGAAGCUCAUUGAUGAAGUCGAAUCAACUGGGGGUGAUGUGUUGGAUGAAUUUUAUGAACGUUAUGCUCACUACAUGGUUUCUUUGAAGGAAGAUGCACCGGGGAAUGAAAAAGCAUGGAUAGUGAAAUGCAUAUCAUUUUUUUUUCAUGAUGUUCCUAGUCACCCAGGUCAAAUGCAGAUGGUUGUACCAUUGCAGUGUUCACUCAACAUGCUUGAAGGGGACACUGGGUGUGCUCUUUGGCCUUCUAGUCUUUUUCUGUCCGAGUUUAUUCUUUCGUGCCCCGAAGUUUUUACGAGGAAAUCAUGUUUUGAGGUUGGUUCUGGUGUAGGUUUGCUUGGUGUCUGCCUCAAGCAUGUUACAGCCUCUCAGGUGAUCCUGACUGAUGGUGAUGCAUCAAGUUUAGAAAAUUUGAGGCUUAACUUGGAAAUGAAUAAGGUUGAAAAUCUAGAUACUUCUUUAGAUAGAAGUAAAAGUAGCCCAUAUAUGGUGCAAUGCAUCCAUCUUCCAUGGGAAAAUGCAAAUGAGAGUGAACUUCAACAAUUCAAGCCUGAUAUUGUUUUGGGAGCUGAUGUAAUCUAUAAUCCAUCGUGCCUCCCGCAUCUUGUUCGAGUACUUUCCAUCCUUCUGAAUCAAAGAAAAACCAGUAACAGCAAAGUGAAUGGCAAUGCCCAAGUCAAUGAUAAAGAAGAAAAUUCCAAAGACAAUGAUUCUAAAGUCUGGAACAAAGAGAGAUUACAGGGUGCAACCUUGGAAACCUUGAUUGAAGAAGUGGUGAAUGGUCCGGUAGCUCUUAUUGCCUCGGUGAUACGAAACAUUGAUACUUUCGAUUGCUUUCUGAAGUUGUGCUGCCAAAAUGAUAUUCUUGUUAGGGAUAUGACUGAAUCAAUUAGGCCGUUUAACUUGUUACCUUAUAUGGACUCAUAUAAGAGAUCAGAUGUACACUUGUUGCUGCUAUCUUAUUCAAGCAAGUGAACUAGUGAAUGUGUGCUCAAUUUUAUUGAGGAUUUUAAAUAAUUUGCAAGCAUUUUGAGUUCUUA